This is a messenger RNA of Venturia canescens, 4505 nucleotides long. RefSeq names its product homeobox protein OTX2-B-like. NCBI's taxonomy places the organism in Eukaryota, Metazoa, Arthropoda, Insecta, Hymenoptera, Ichneumonidae. Bases 393 to 1493 code for a protein of 366 amino acids. The transcript has 3 exons. Gene Ontology annotation, molecular function: RNA polymerase II cis-regulatory region sequence-specific DNA binding; DNA-binding transcription factor activity, RNA polymerase II-specific. The record is from RefSeq and is a predicted model, not a curated record. Gene Ontology annotation, cellular component: nucleus. Gene Ontology annotation, biological process: regulation of transcription by RNA polymerase II.
AGGAAUACGAGAAUUAUUACGCGGGUGCGAGGAAGUUCAGGCUCAAGGAUUCGUCGCCAACGUCGUCGUCGUCGUCGUCGUCGUCGUCGUCGUCGUCGACGUCACUGAUACCGGCAACGUCGUCGACGUCGACGUUGUCCAAAAAUAAUAAUAACAACGUUAUCGUUGCCAGUAAUAUUAUCAACAACCACCGGGAGCUCCAGCAAGAGCAGCAACGACAAAUUCAACAGCAUCAAAUCCAAGAACAACAACAACAGCAGCUCAAUCAACAACAACAACAGCAGCAGCAGCAACAACAUUGGUGGUACGAGGGUGGUUACGGUGGUGUCAACGAAAGUGAGAGAGAUAAGGGUGCAGCGGUGGCGGGUGAGCUGGCUUGCCUCGCGGGCUACAUGGCGGGGUAUCUGAAGGCGGCGGGCGCCACGUGCGCCCCGACCGGAAGUGCCCAGUAUCAUCCCCAUAGUCAUCCAGCCAUGGGGGUUGGUACUCAUCCACAUCCGCACUCGCAUCCACAUCCCGGUGGUCCACAUCCCGGGCUACCAUCGCCUUUCGCGCUUGCGACACAUGGACAUCCGCAUCCGCACCCGCUCGAUCACGGACUUUCGGCUUUUCCUCAAGGUAUGAAUCAGCGCAAACAGAGGAGAGAAAGGACGACAUUCACCCGAGCGCAACUGGACAUCCUCGAAGGACUAUUCUCGAAAACCAGGUACCCGGACAUCUUCAUGCGUGAGGAAGUCGCCAUGAAGAUCAGUCUACCGGAAUCACGAGUGCAGGUGUGGUUCAAAAAUCGACGGGCAAAGUGCAGACAACAAGUGCAACAGCAACAACAGCAACAGCAACAGCAACAACAAACCUCGACCCCGAAAGGCUCGCCGAGGGCUAGUCAAGCGCAGAAUAACAACGCGAACAAGAUGCAAUCCUCCCAGUCGGCGAACAAUCGACGAGCCUCGCCCGCUUCACCACCACGCGGCAAGGAAGCGCCGGGACCAAACUCACCCUUGAUAACCAGCAAUUCGACGUAUCCGAGACUAGGCGCAACACCGACCGGAGGCAGCGGAGCAAGCAGCGCUUUGACGACGCCAUCCCCGCCAUUGACCCCGGGAUCGAGCCAAUUGCCACCUUCCUCUUAUCCACCCCCGAUGAAUCAAAUACAUCACGGUGAAUACGGUUUUCCAUGGAGCUCCGCAUCACCCGGCUCCGUAAACCCGAGCCAAUGUUAUCCAGGACAAACCGCCUAUAAUGCCUAUCAAAAUCCAUACGCUUCCGGUGACUAUUAUCAGACUCAGAUAAGUCACAUGCAUCACAGUCCCCAGAGCAAUUAUCAUCAUCACCAUCCACAGUAUCAUCACAACAUGACCCUAACCUCGUCCAUGUCCCAUCUUGGCCAUCACCACCUCAACCCAGCGUCAGCUAACGAAAUGGCCGCUUCUUCACCCGGCGAUUCCUCCGACGCUUACAUUCUACCGGAUCAAAAGUACCAAGCGAUGGUCUAGCGCCACCAACGCCCCAAAUCUAAUCGCUUUUAUGAAAACAACAACGUCCAAGACUACGAGAGCGAACAGCAUUGGCAGCACAACCAUCAAAGACCCGUUUUUCAGCAUCGUCGGAUCAGCCCGGCUGGCUAUCCACCGAUCGAUCAAAGAACUCCACAUUUACGAUCGUCCUUAUUGUACUCCGAUCGUCAAUCCUUCAAGGAACCUAAGGACAAAACCAACCAGAUGAUCGUAUAAAAUCGUCUGGACUUCUCGAAUUAUUUUUCCCCGUUGUCACGGCAAAGAGUGAGAUACUGUGACGAUCGGGAAAGCGUUUGGAGACGGUUCGAGUAACGAGGCUGCGCUGUGUCAGUGGGAAAACCUGUCGAAGCUCGGAACACCAGGAGGUCUCGUUUCAUUAACUUGAGGUAAUUUGUGGAAAUUACCUAGGUCAUGACGAAACUCCGAUUCAUCUGUUCCCAUUGAAUGCUGUUUCCCCCAAUAUUUUUUUAUCCUUCGAAAAACGAAACUUCGGCGUUGCUGAUUGUGCAAAAUUUUUUAUUUCGACGUUCGCGACUUUCGCCCCGAUUCAUUCAUAUUUCUUUUUCCUUCCGCUUAUCUCUCGCUAUUUCGAAAGGUUGGAGAAGUUCGUGGAAAAAAAGAAAAAUAAAAAAAAAACAAAACAAAAAAGAUUAGCCCGGUUAAGCGAAUCGGAUUUUUUGCGGCAGUCUAUGCUAGAAUUCGCUUCGGCUUUUUCAUUCUCUCGUCGCUUUCAUUCCCCAUACCCUCAGCAUGUACGUAAAAAAAAAAUCAAAUCUAUCGGCACAUCGUUUUUUCUGCAUUAAAACUACCAACAUUUCAUCGUGAAUCAUUUUUCACCAUUCGUGGACAAAAAUCCCCCCUACCAACCCCGCUCGUGUAUGUAAAAAUAUCUCGCGCGAACCAUGGAAUCCACCGAGCUCAGCAUCCACCGAGAAACGUAAAAAAAUCCUUCCAGCGAUUAUCACGUAUACGUGAGUGGCAUUUUCAACAUUUUCCCACUGGCGAAGGGCUUUUGAAAAGGGACAUAAAAAAUCCAAGUAUUAAAUUCAUCGAAAACAUUUUUUUGGAACGGCCUGAAAAAUCCAACGAUCCUCGAGUCGUUCUUUCCUUUCAAGCAUAAUAAUUUUCCAAACGAAUUCUUCGGGUGCAAAAGUGACCGAUUGAAAUUUACAGUGCCAUCGAAAAUCUUCGUUACUUUAUAAGAACAAUUUUUGCUUUUCUCAAUACCAGAAUGAUGCUUCGACGAAAGCAUUUUAUUCUACGAACUAUUUAUCAUCGAUAUCGAUGCAAGAAAAUAGCAAAUUUGCUAAAGUAUAACGAACAAAUAUGCCGAAAAAAAUUUCUCUUCUUAAGUAACGAGUGGAUGCUCUCAGGAAUUUGACGCGUCAAGUGACACAAAGGAAAGCCGAAACGAAAAACUGACACGCGCUAGUUUCAAUGCAGAUAACUAUCACUGUGUCUGUGUACAUUGAUCGAUUCAAUGUGGCAAUUAGGCGAGCAGAAAUCUAGGAUCAAAAUUCCCCUAUAAAUAAAAGAGUCCCAAUAACUUCCAGCCGCCUCGUUAAUUCAUUGAAUUCGACAAUUAAUCGAUCGAAUUUUUACGAGUAAUAAAUUUGGCUCUAUCAUCAUUAUCGUUAUCAUUAAUAUUACGUUACAUUACGAAUAAAAGUACCAUUAGUCAUCGGAUCUAUCGUAUCAGCAACGAAUAUCGUAUUAAUAUUAUUAUUAUUAUUAUUAUUAUUAUCAUUAUUAUAGAUCAUUAUGAUUAUUAUGAUUAUGGUCGUCGAUAUUGAAGAAAAAAAUUUUAAUAAUAAUUGAUAAUCAUCCAUAUCAAAAGAGACCGUGCUUGGCCGGAUAGACAAAAAGAAAAAUCUGUAAAUACACAUUCUAAUGAGUAAAUAAAAAUAUUAUAUAUAUGUGUAAAGAUAUAUAUAUAUAUAUAUAUAUAAAUAAAUAUAAAUAUAUUCUCGAGGAAUAAAGUGCACGAUUAUUCAGAAUGCUUGAACGAUGACGUGGGACGAAUGAAUGAAAAGAUGUGAAAAAAUAUACGACUGUGUGCCCGAGCUUUUUCCUUGGGGUAACGAUUAAUAUUAAUCUGUACCAUUACGAGUAAUUCACGUGUCAUCAACGAUUGAAAAUACAAAAUAAAAAUAAGUGUGUAAAAGCAAGCGAAAUGAUCGUUUUCUCGUAGUUCUGGCGGUUCGUCAUGCGGUUCGUCCAAUAAAACGUACCGUAAAACCCCCCCCCCCCCCCUGCGAGCUCACGAUACUGCUCACUUGACAUAACGUUUUUUUUCAAUGACAAAAGAUAUGAAAAAAGUUAUCAUGAUCAACCUGUGGAAAUAGUCCAUGUGUACACAAUUAUCAUUCAUUGAAUAUAAAUAUAUGUAGAAAUUACAUUCCAUAUUAAAUACAUAUUUAUAUAUAUUCAAAUAUAUAUAUAUAUAUGUAUUAACACGUAUGAAACUUUUGUCGAAUGGGACAAAAGAUACGAUGUGAGGAUUCCAAGGAUACUGUUUGAGUGUAUAUUUCAUGUAUACAAUCCUAAUGUAUGAUAAUUAAUUAUUGUGAUCGUGCAGCAAAGUAGUGAAAGUGGAGAGGAAAAAAAAUGAUUUUUUAAAAAUCUUGUCAAAUUGAAAUGAAAGAAAUGAAAAAGCCACAAAAUGACAGGGGCACACAUGAACAUUAUAUUAAUUAUAAACAUAUAAUAUGAAUAUCAUAAUUACUAUCAAUAAUGAAAAGACGCAAAAUCAAGGUUUAAAAAUGUGCAGAAAAAGACAUGAGGCAAGUUCGAAAAGGAGUGAAUAUAUCGUGCACGUCGCACCCAUCCCCCUCGUCGUCGUAUAUUAUAUCGAUUUAAGACCGCUACUUUGUAAUAUCAUAACGAUUUGACGCCAUUGUAAAUAAUUAAACGAGCAAAAAAUAAUGUUACGUGUGUAAGUUAUAAAACGAAUGGACAAAAACGAACAAAUACAAAUCACGAUUCGAAUAA